Molecule: messenger RNA, 783 nt
Organism: Trichoplax adhaerens
Lineage: Eukaryota; Metazoa; Placozoa; Uniplacotomia; Trichoplacea; Trichoplacidae
Exons: 7
Coding region: 1-783 (260 amino acids)
Biological process (GO): ubiquitin-dependent protein catabolic process
Cellular component (GO): proteasome core complex; nucleus; cytosol
Source: RefSeq, a predicted model, not a curated record
AUGUCGCGUCGAUAUGAUACCAAAACAACUACAUUUUCUCCUGAAGGACGGCUGUAUCAAGUCGAAUAUGCCAUGGAGGCAAUUGGCUUGGCAGGAACGUGCUUUGGAAUACUUGCUGAAGAUGGUAUUGUGCUUGGUGCGGAGAGAAAGAUUACUAAUAAACUACUAGAUGAAAUACCCUUCUCGGAUAAAAUUUACAAGAUUAACGAGAAUAUGGCCUGUAGUGUUGCUGGAAUCACUUCAGAUGCAAACGUUCUCAUAAACGAAUUACGACUCAUCGCUCAAAGGUAUUUGCUUAAUUAUCAAGAACCGAUACCUUGUGAGCAAUUGGUUAGUCAUUUAUGCGAUAUUAAGCAAGCCUAUACCCAGUUUGGUGGUAAGAGGCCCUUUGGAGUUUCUCUUCUCUAUAUAGGAUGGGAUAGACAUUAUGGAUUUCAGUUAUAUCAUAGUGACCCUAGUGGAAACUACGGCGGCUGGAAGGCUAAUUGCAUUGGCAACAAUAACUCAGCGGCCAUGGCUAUCUUGAAGCAGGAAUACAAAGAGGAUAUUAAGAUUGACGAUGCCUUGAGUUUAUCCAUGAAAGUGUUACAUAAAACUCUAGACGUAUCUAAAUUAAGUCCGGAAAAAGUUGAAAUGGCUACAUUAACUAGGAAAAACGGAAAGACUGUUAUACGUGUGUUAAGUAAUGAGGAAUUAAAUAAAUUAAUUGAAGAUUACGAGACAAAGCUUAAGGCUGCCGAAGAAGCUAAGGAAAAGGAAAAGAGUAAAAAGCCAAGUUCGUAA